Molecule: messenger RNA, 735 nt
Organism: Daphnia pulex (common water flea)
Lineage: Eukaryota; Metazoa; Arthropoda; Branchiopoda; Diplostraca; Daphniidae
Product: keratin-associated protein 19-2-like
Exons: 3
Coding region: 163-453 (96 amino acids)
Source: RefSeq, a predicted model, not a curated record
CGCGCUGCAGCAAAUUGCGGCACCCGCACCAUGUUAUUCUCUGAUUAGUUAUAUAUUCUGUCAUCCGCCACCACACUGCUGCUUUGGUCCGCAAAGUAUAAAAGCUUUUAGCUGAGACCGGAGUGGACAUCAGUCGACAAAGUCUGCAACCAACCAACCAACAUGAAUUGUACUACCCUGAGUCUGAGUCUUUGCGUCCUGCUGGCCGUUGUGGCCGCAAUCGUCGUCGAUGGCGCCUCCCAUGAGAAUCGCCAACGACGCGGCCUCUUCAGUGGACUCCUAGGAGGUGGAGGCUACGGUCAACAGCAUGGAGGCUAUGAUAACCAAGGAUACGGAGGCUAUGGUAACCAAGGAUACGGAGGGUACGAAAACCAAGGAUACGGAUACAGCGGAUACAAUCAGGGGUACGGCGGAUAUAACCAAGGAUACGGGGGUUACGGCGGUGGUUAUUAAAUCUCGAGAAAAAUAUUAAUUGUUAUUUAUAUUAUUCUUGAUGUUCCUUUGUACUAUAAAAUACUAUGAUUCAAUGAUCUGUAUUUCGCCAUUUCAGUCAGAAAAUUGGUACAACAUUUUCAAUCAUAUCUGUAUAACUGCUAUUGUGAUUAAAUUUUCAAAUCAUUUAAAGAAAUAAAACAAAAAUUUAUUUACAUUACGACAAAGGUGUUCUGCUGCCCCAUUGGGCAUUUUGCAUUUUGAUACCUAAUACAAUACUCGUUAGCCUAUCUCAAUUAUUAU